Messenger RNA from Magnolia sinica, 1224 nucleotides. RefSeq names its product two-component response regulator ORR1-like. Gene Ontology annotation, biological process: phosphorelay signal transduction system; cytokinin-activated signaling pathway. The record is from RefSeq and is a predicted model, not a curated record. The transcript has 5 exons. NCBI's taxonomy places the organism in Eukaryota, Viridiplantae, Streptophyta, Magnoliopsida, Magnoliales, Magnoliaceae. Bases 411 to 938 code for a protein of 175 amino acids.
CUUUCCAGCCGCGCGAGAAGAAGGCAAGGUAGUCAAAGAUAGGGUUGUUUGAGGUCAAUGUCCCGCGAAAAGAUUCCCGACAACGCGAUCUGAAGAUCUCCUACUUUUCUCUUUCUCUCAAUCUCAGACACGGACAGACGACAGCUGCAGCGCUUAGACGUCGAACGCCUUUCCCUUCCCUUUUCCAUUCUCUCCCUUUAAACAUCGAACAUUUCUCCUCUCUUUCUCUCUCUCUUUCUUCCUUCUGCUUUAAACAUCGAACAUUUCUCCUCUCUCUCUCUCUUUCUUCCUUCUUCUGCUGCUGCUGCUGCGUGUACUUAUUCAGGGCAGGGAUCGAGUUGAGUGAGGGAGAGAGGGCUCUUUGAAAUCUUGGCUGGCCGAUUUUCGUUAUCACGGGCAGGCGGACAAGCAUGGGAGAGGCUCCAUUGAUUCACGUACUGGCCGUUGAUGACUGCCCCAUUGAUCGAAAAAUCGUGGAGAAGUUGCUUAUUAAGGCUUCCUCCUUCAAAGUUACUGCUGUUGAUAGUGGAAAGAAAGCACUGGAGGUUCUUCUUGGUUUGAAUGAAGAGGACGUUGAAUGUCCAGGCGUUAACGACUGCAGAAUUGACGUAAUCCUUACUGACUAUUGUAUGCCAGAAAUGAGCGGCCAUGACCUUCUUAAGGUUGUGAAGGAGCACAACUGCCUGAAAUCUAUUCCUGUUGUGGUAAUGUCAUCAGAAAAAGAGCCACAAAGAAUCAGCGGGUGUAUUGCCAUGGGAGCUGAGGAUUUCAUCCUAAAGCCUCUUCAUCUAAGAGACAUACAGGGUUUGCGAAACCAUGUAAAACCCAUGGCACCAAUAUCCAAAACAGGCACGAAGAGAAAAAUGCCACACGAUGUAAUGCCGGAUACUAAUGAUUCAGAACGGCGGCCCUGCUUUACUGGAGUGGCUGUUGCAUGAUCAGAAAACUGCCAGUCCAGACAACACCACAACUUGCAUUUUUGUAAGGCUUCCUUUGGGUAAUGUGUGCCCAGCAGAUCUUGUUUCAUGCUCUCAUGAGUUGGGUGGGGUUUUGUUUUUUGGGAGAAAUGGGUAUUGUGGUUGUUACUCUCUAUGUGGGCUUUGUUGUUGAUGUUGUUUUCUGAGGUGGAGUUUAUGCGCUGAUGUUGUAUCAGUGUGAAGUUGAACUUGUGAAUGUGUUGUGAAUAAUAUUAGUCUUUUUGAAGGAUGAAAUUUUCUAUGCCAA